Molecule: messenger RNA, 3045 nt
Organism: Caenorhabditis sp. 36 PRJEB53466
Lineage: Eukaryota; Metazoa; Nematoda; Chromadorea; Rhabditida; Rhabditidae
Source: the annotation of a GenBank genome assembly
AUGGAUUCGAUUGUGUCGAUCACGAAGAGCAAUCGACAUCACACAAAAGUGAAGCAACGACCGAGCAGUAUGGACGCCUCACACGUCCUUAUUUCGUGUCUCAGGUACGGUUUGGUCGGUCAAAAUUGCCGUAUUUUUGGCGACCCGUAUCUCGAGUAACAAUCAUUGUAUCAACAAAAUGUCAACAGAAAAGUUGUUGCAAAUUUUGUGCUCAACAACUUUGUAGUUGAUCGUUUUGCUCUACAAUCAAUCAUUCUCAAGUUAUACGCCGAUUUCCGAACAGUGUCGAUCAUUUUCAGAGCAAUUCUGGCACGUGGCAUCUUCAUCGUCCACUCCAUCGCCACAAUUCGUCAAACUGUGUUGAUAAGCGAGAGGUAUGUCUCUAUUGGUUUUCGAACUUUUUUCGCCUUCUUCUUCUCCCCAAAUUUGCAACUUUUCAGGGAGAGCGUCUGGGGAUUUGCGCUUCUCUCGUUGCUCAUCGUGUUUGAGGGCGGCUACGCGAUUAUUAUGCGCGCCGGCGAUGAACGCAAAUGGUUAGUUGAUGACAAAAAAGCAGACUUGCAACGGGCCGGGCCGGGCCAAAAUUGGAAAUUUUCCGGCCCGGCCCGGGAGGAUGCACCUAAAAAUUCAAGUUGACCGCCGUUUUCUUCAAGCACUUUGUCUUCGUCCAUUUUUACCCACCAAACUUUGAAAACGGCCUACGUUAUCGUCGUUUUGCUUCAAUUUCGAAGAUUCAUUGUAAAAACCAGCAGAAAUAGAAAAAAAGACGAAAAAGGCAAUGUUAUAGCAUAAAAACCUGUUAAAAAAUAGAAAUUGCUGUUUAAAUUCGCAAAAUUUUCACAAAAAUUACGAAAAUUUUCUCAAGAGUGGGCGGAGCGAUUGAUUGCAACUCUGGCACGCCAUUUUAGCAAUUUUGCCGCACGCGGGUUCCUCUUCCUUCAUACUUUUUUUGCAUAUUUUUUUGAGGUCUAACUUCCGGGCCGACCGGGCCGGGCCGGCCCGGGAUUUGGCAAGUCUGCAAAAAAGGAGGGGAAUCUGGGUUGGAUUACUGUACCACCUUUGCAGGUUCUGCACAAGCGUCCUUCUCUAUAUCGUGGCGACGGCGCCGCCAAUUUGGCUUCUCGAAACGCGCAUCUGUGCCUGGCGGAAUUCGUUGGACAAGAACGUGCCUGGCUUCGAGGCCGUACAGAAUCCGAUUAGUGGGUGGUGGUGGCCUAGAAGUGAAAGUUAGGCCAGCCUACUCGUUGCAGGCGUUAGUGACAACAGCGAAUUGCGUCUUCAACUUUUGGAGCAACUAUUGCUCGUCAACUUGAUCGUCGGCAGAUGGCUUUUGCCGAAAGGCGACAUUUCGCGAGAACAACUUUCUCAGAUUCUACUCGCUUAUUUGGUUGGCCUGGGGGGUCGUGGCCUAACUUUUAACCUAGAGUUUUAUAGGCCAUCUCCUCGGAUAUCGUCGAAUUUUUCGAUGUUUUCAAAGAGAAAGUGGUGUACUCGAACAGCCGCGUUCAGACGAUUGUGCUCACCGCGUGGACGGUAGGCUUCAAUCGAUAAUCUGUACAUUUUAAUUGUGUCUAGCUGAGUCUCCUCCAAUUUCCGUUCGUUUUGACGGUAAGUCGAGCGCGGAAAAUGCGCGUCGCGAUCACCAACGACUAUGAGCAACUUUUCGCGCAACAGCGCCCGCGAAGCUGCUUCAAAGUGAGAAUUCGAGAGUUUUCCGGCCUCAAACUGCCCAAUUUAGGCGUUUUACGACGUGGACAUCUGGGCGAUUUUUCUCGCCAACGUUCUGCAAGACGUUCCUUUCCUGCUCACCCGCUUGUAUUUGAUGACUGUUCAUAAUUUGGUCACCUACACAAUGAUCUUCUUUUUCUUCAAGAAUAUGCUCAUCAUUUUGCUUCAAACUUAUCGGUAAGUCACGGCGACCAAAAGUGUAGAAAGGGGGGGGGCGUGGCCUAAUCUGAGACGCGUUUUCUGAAAAUUGCCGCAAUUCCAGCACUUUUCCGAUAUUUUUGUGUGUUUAAUAUCGACGACAGAAGAGACAUUAAAGCGAGAAAACAUUGAAAUUUUCGUGAAAACGCCGCGUUUGAGACGUUUUUGGCAUGUUUCGCAAUUCGGAAUUUUCAUACCGGCCGAUGUGGAUAGUUUUGAGACGAAGUGAGUGUCGGAAGUGAUUAAGCACGUUAAUACAAGUAUUUUAAGCGUUCAAACGGCAAAAAGUAUCGGCGAAUGACUGAAAUUCGCGCAUUUUCAGCACAAAACUUGAAAAUCGAUUCAAUUUGUUCAUUUCUGAAUGAAACCUGCUCGUUUUAAGCUCAAAAAGUGCGCGAUGAUUAGUUUAACAAAAGUUAUGGCAAUUACAUCGUCGAAAUCGUACAUAAUUUGGGUAAUUUUGACGAAAAACAUGAAAAAUGGGGUUAAAUUUCGAAUUUCGCGCCAAAAUGGUGAUAAACCGUGCACACUAGGCCACGCCCCUUUCUACGUUUUUGGUCGCCGUGGCGAGUGAAGAAGAGGGUUUGGGCCGGCCUGAAAAGCAUCAAAUCACUUCAAAUUUUGAGAUUGCGAAUGUUUUGACACUAAAAGUGAAAAGCCCGAAAAAAGGCUCACAUUUUCAGCUCGAUCAUCAUCAUCAACGAUCGGUACAUCAAUCCGAAACCGCCCGACAUGGACAUCAUCGAGCACAACAUGGAUCUGAUGAAUUCGCGGCCCGACAUUGACGAUUCUCCGUACCACCACCACCACCACCACCACAAGUCGCACAACAAUCACAAUGAGAAGAGCUUCAAAAAAAAGGAGAAAAAGCGGGAGAAGAAAGGAAAAGGAGGCGGGGAACGGCACAAAACGACGAGGAGCGGGAGCAACGCGGAGGCGAAAAAGUCGCGGCGGAGCAGUUCGACGACGCCCACGCGUACUCCGAAACAGCGGCGAACGUCGCGGAUUCGGAGCAUUUCCGAGGAACGUGAGCAGCUUUUUCCACGUCAUCAUGGCGGCGGCGGCGGCGGCGGCGGCGCAAGGAGAAUGGAUCGAUUGGACACUCUGGAAGAGACUUGA